This is a messenger RNA of Triplophysa rosa, 4684 nucleotides long. RefSeq names its product potassium voltage-gated channel, shaker-related subfamily, member 3a (gene kcna3a). The record is from RefSeq and is a predicted model, not a curated record. Gene Ontology annotation, molecular function: protein binding; delayed rectifier potassium channel activity. Lineage: Eukaryota; Metazoa; Chordata; Actinopteri; Cypriniformes; Nemacheilidae. The coding region runs from base 235 to 1782 and encodes 515 amino acids. Gene Ontology annotation, biological process: potassium ion transmembrane transport; protein homooligomerization. The transcript has 3 exons. Gene Ontology annotation, cellular component: membrane; voltage-gated potassium channel complex.
GGCGCGCAACUGGCAUCAAUGCCCGUGUUGCGUUCCGAUUGGGCGAGCGGUGGAAAUGUGUCAAGCAUAUGCUCGCCGUGGGCGGGAGUAGACAUGUGUUUAUAAAGCUCCGUGGGGCGGUGACAGUGUGUUAGUGUGCACGACAGAAAGAGGUGGUCGUGUUAUCGCUUUCACAUCACCCAAUGUUUGGCAGGGGAGGCGGGUCGCCCUCUGCCGCUCCGCACCCUCACCUGUAUGGAUGACCACUACAAUCUCAUUGACUCGCCCUCAGCCAGUCAUAGAGGAAACAACGCCGACAACCACGGAUACGCGGAGACGGAAAAGGACAUCAUGACAGUCGUCGCCUGUGACAACAUGUUGGAGGAGACUGCGGCGCUCCCCAGUCACCUGUCGAUGGAUCGAUACGAGCCGGAUCACGAGUGUUGCGAACGAGUGGUCAUCAACAUCUCGGGGCUGCGCUUCGAGACCCAACUCAAAACUUUUAACCAAUUCCCGGACACGUUACUCGGGGACCCCAAAAAGAGGAUGCGUUACUUCGACCCUCUCCGAAACGAAUAUUUCUUUGACAGAAACCGACCGAGCUUCGAUGCCAUCCUGUACUACUAUCAGUCUGGGGGUCGUAUUCGGAGACCCGUGAACGUUCCUAUUGACAUCUUCUCUGAGGAGAUUCGCUUUUAUCAGCUUGGCGAGGAGGCGAUGGAGAAAUUUCGUGAGGAUGAGGGUUUCAUCAAAGAAGAGGAGCGACCUUUGCCAAAUCAUGAAUUUCAGAGACAGGUGUGGCUCUUGUUUGAGUACCCGGAGAGCUCGGGUCCUGCGAGAGGUAUCGCUAUUGUGUCCGUUUUGGUCAUUUUGAUUUCUAUCGUUAUUUUCUGUCUGGAGACCUUGCCUGAGUUUAGGGACGACAGGGACCCAACCACUGUGUCACCCAUUGUAAACGGCACCGGCCCGUUUGUGUCCAACACUUUCACAGACCCUUUCUUUAUAAUCGAGACACUUUGCAUCAUAUGGUUCUCGUUCGAACUGCUCGUUCGCUUUUUUGCGUGCCCCAGCAAGGCCACGUUUUCCAAAAACAUCAUGAACAUUAUUGAUAUCGUGGCCAUUAUCCCCUACUUUAUCACUCUGGGCACCGAGCUGGCUGAGAGUCAAGCCAAUGGACAGCAAGCCAUGUCGCUCGCCAUCCUCCGCGUAAUCCGUCUGGUGAGAGUAUUUCGCAUCUUCAAGCUCUCGCGCCAUUCCAAAGGUCUCCAGAUUCUGGGACAGACCCUAAAGGCCAGCAUGAGGGAACUGGGACUGCUCAUCUUUUUCCUUUUCAUAGGUGUUAUUUUGUUCUCCAGCGCCGUGUACUUCGCAGAGGCCGACGACCCUACCUCGAGCUUCAGCAGCAUCCCAGAUGCGUUUUGGUGGGCUGUGGUCACCAUGACUACGGUCGGUUACGGAGACAUGCACCCAGUAACCAUCGGAGGCAAAAUCGUUGGCUCUCUGUGCGCCAUCGCAGGCGUAUUGACAAUUGCGCUCCCGGUACCUGUCAUCGUUUCCAAUUUCAAUUACUUUUAUCACCGGGAAACCGACGGAGAAGAGCACGCGCAAUAUCUCCACGUAGGCAGCUGCCAGCACCUGAACUCCACGGAAGAACUCAAACGGACACAAAGCACGUCGUCCCUUAGCAAAUCGGAAUACAUGGUUAUCGAGGAAGGAAUAAAUAGCGCCUUCAAACAGCCAAACUACACGAACCAGAACAAUCAAAACUGCGUAAAUAUAAAAAAGAUUUUCACAGACGUUUAAAUCAUGUACAGUGCCAGACAGCCACAGGCAUGCCACAUUAUGUCUUACAAUAAUCACCACGACGCACCCCUUAAAAUGCAAGGUCGUGCGUUAUUAAAUGUUAUGGACAAACCAGCAUAUUACACAGAAGUAGACCAGGGCGCCAUUUGGGUACAAAACGGUGCCAAAAUGCACCGAUUCACGUGUUGCAUUUAUCUACAGCAAAAAUAAUAAGGCUUAGGUCAGGGACUAAAAACUAGAAGUAUCCAAACUGCAAAUAUUGUGCUCGUAAGUCCGUUUGUUAUCAGUGUUAACAUAUAAUCACCAUAAUAUGUUAGUAUUAACGAUAUGUUACGUUUUGUGGCAAAGUGAUACGAAUGUGUCGCUGUUAAUGUGAACAAACUGAAUAUGCUCGGAGAUAAUGUGUUAAUCAUAUGUAUUUUGUUGAUAUAAAUAUAUACAUAUAUAUCUCAGUGCAGACUCCGUUUAAACGCAAUGAAUGUUGAAAAAAUAACAAUACGUUGUUGAUAAUGUAAUCAAACUAUAUUGAAUCUCAAUCGCUUUGCCUGUACCAAAUUAAUGAAAGGAUUUUAUAUUCAGUCUAAAUACUAUUUAUUUUGCGAUCAAGUGCGAAUUAAUGUAGUCUUCUCCAGAUGAUGUAAACUCAAAUCACGUUUAGUCUAAAAAUAGCACGUUCACGAUUUCCCCCAAAGUGACACAUCACUGUAGUUUGGUCCACAAAAAAGGAAGCAUGCAUGGAGAAAAGCACCCUGGACUCAUCUGGCAUGGGAAACUGAGACGAGAUCAGAGACUGAGCGAGGGAUCACGCCUUCAUGACGGUUCCCCCUGAGUCCGCCUUGUGAUGCAGUCUCCAUGGCGACUACAGUUUCCUGGGAACAAGACACUGUGUUGACUGGAAUUCUGAGGUUUGCCCAAUUUCAAGCACGUUUGUUAUUUUCCCAUCCACACUCCACGAAAGCAACAGGAUAUUGAAGGCUUCAGGGGAGAUCCACGCAUCGCCUGCGAGGGAUGAGGCCAUUAUUUUUUCAGCGACCGAAACAGAGCUGACCGCACCUUCAGGCAGACAGAAGACGUCUGAAUAUCUCUGUGUCACCUCCUCUUUACCACACGAUGAACCACAACACACUAGAAGUGGCCUUUUUUCUAAACUCUGCAAGUCAAAUGUAAUAAAAGGAAAAGCAAUAUGAUAAGAAGCGGACUGUUGAACUGUUGGACAUGAGAUUGUCUGUGAAUUCACUGCCCUCUGCGAUCUGGCAGAUAUUAGUCAAACUAUUUUCUGGUAUCCAUCAUGUUUUACAGUUUAGCUGUUGUUGUGACACAUGUGAGAACUUUGUGAAAUCUUUCUUGCAUAUAAAUACUACUGUAUGACAGUUUUCAUUUGUCUCAUUGGAUUUCCUUAUGAAGGUUCAUAUAAACAAAUGCCUCGCUUGAUAUAACAGUUCUUCCAGUGUUUAUAUCUUAUCUUACUGCCUUUUCUCUACAGUUGUGUUAACUAAGACCCCACCCGACUGUCAAUAUGUGAGACUAAACUACAAUCUUUUUAUGUUUCUGUUAGAGCGCCCAUAGGCCCAUAUAGGACGGCUCUCACUAAAUCCUUGGUGUUUCGAUUCUGACGUCAUCACGCAACAGUGUUUUUUUGGCGAUUUUAACAAUCAUAGGUAGUUUAGAUGGUUAGGGUUAGGGUGUGGGUUAGGGUAAAGGUUUCGUAAGACUUGAAACACCAAGGAUUUAGUCAAAACCAACAAGCCACGCCCACGUAUCUGACUCGAAGCAUCAAGGAUUUAGUGAGAGCCAUACAAGACAGACCAUUGUUUUAUCAUUACUUGAGGUAUGGUAAAAGUAAAACAAAACAUUCACAUUACAUGUUUUCAUUAAUGUCCCUACACAAUUUGUCCAGAGCUGGACUUUGACCUUGAAUCAUGUCACAUGCGCUCCAUUACAGACUGCAAGCCAAACCUGUCUUUCCACGUCCCUCUUUAUCUGAACAUCUUAACAUCUUUAUCUAAGCUCAAAAGCAUCGUUUUAGUAUUUAUAAAUACUUCUUUGCUUUUUCUUUGAAACAUGCUGACAAAUGGGAAUGUAAUGAGAUAGAUUUGGCCCCCUGAAGAGUCACCGAUUGAGUCUGCCAGUUUUAGAUCUACCGGGGUCCCAUAUGGUUGGGAUCUUGCCAGCAGGGAAAUCCACUGAGUCUCAGAGAUGCACAAUCUCUCAAUAUUUCUCUUUACAAUUCGCAUCACUUCAUAAUCGGACAAAUCUAUUGAAAAAUGUGUGGUUUUCUAAGCAGAUGAGGACAGUAGUGAAGUAUUUUUACUCCCCCCUACAAAUUUACUUUACUACAUUCUAAAGCAUAAUAUCAUCAUACACCGAAGCACAAUACAUGUAAUUCAUGAACUGCAUUUCAUAAAUACAUUUUUUUAUCUUUUAUCUCUAAUACUUAAGUGCUUUAAAAUCGACUUUUUAUUUUUAUUUUCAAAUCAAUUUUAAAGUAAAAUUAAGAAAAUACUAGAUUUUAAUUCACUUAAUGUAAAUAUGAAAUGAUAUGAAUAUGAAAAAUAUUUAAAAAAUUCAAAUGAAGUGGAGUAAGAUGCUUUAUAAUGAAGUGAAGUGAAUUUCUAAUGUACAAACUCUGAUAAAGUACAGAUGCUUUAAAAUUGACUUUAAAUUAAAAAUACUUCCCUACUGUCCGCCUCUGUUUCUAAGCAGAAAUGUAAUUUUUGGAUAACAUUUUACAAUAAGGUUGUUUUGUUAACUUUAGUUAAUGUAAUCCUUCUAUAAUACUUCAACAGCAUUUUUAUUACUAAGUUUAUAUUAAUUUCAGCAUGUACUAAUACAUUUUUUAAAAAGUGCAACUGUUAACAUUAAUGCAUAAUGAACUAACAUGAAUUAUAUAACAUUAACCAAG